Messenger RNA from Cydia pomonella (codling moth), 7515 nucleotides. RefSeq names its product 23 kDa integral membrane protein-like. Gene Ontology annotation, cellular component: membrane. The record is from RefSeq and is a predicted model, not a curated record. The transcript has 5 exons. The coding region runs from base 168 to 986 and encodes 272 amino acids. NCBI's taxonomy places the organism in Eukaryota, Metazoa, Arthropoda, Insecta, Lepidoptera, Tortricidae.
CUGAAGUGCGGCUCAGUUGCAUCACUCGGCACAGUCGGCGCUCGUUCCGUGGGCGCGCACGCAGAGACAGAACACAAACAAAUCCGUGAGGUGGAACGACCGGGCUCUUUGUUAUGAGUCCACUUUCAAACAUUACUUGACAUGUGAAGGGAUUUGUUUACAUUACAAUGGCCAUCUCAGCAAACUGUUGGAAGUACUUAGUGCUUAUCUUCAACGUACUAUUCGUAAUGUCAGCAGUAGUACUGUUUGGAGUUAGCGGCUGGCUUUUAUAUCGGCUCUUCAUUUACCGGCACUUCAUAGGGGUGAAUGUGGAAUACCCCGCAAUCCUGCUUCUCAUGAUGGCCAUCAUCACAUGCUCCAUAGCCUGGAUUGGUUGGAGGACGGCUACAUCUAUGCAUCAAAUUCAUGUCACCAUUACCGGUAUCCUGAUAAUUCUAGUGGUGGUGAUCGAGUUUGCCUGUUUCGUGUGGGCCAUGGUAGUUUGGGACGGUGUGGACCUGGAGAUCAAGACCAAUAUGGCGUCCUUUCUGCAGUACACCUUGGAAAACAAGGAGGACAGCUCGUACGACUUGUUGCGAUGGGAUAAACUGCAUAAAGAUAUGCAGUGCUGCGGCGUCACGGGCCCAGGAGACUUUCUCCACACCAACAACAUUCCUGUAUCCUGCACAGGCAAGGGCAUCCUCGACACGCUGGCUCAGAAGCCCUACGUGUCUGACCACAGCGCUAUAUUUCAGCAGGGCUGCGGGAAUCCACUUCAUGAAUAUGCUAGACAGCAGUUGAUGCUGGUGGCUAUGACGGCGCUGGUCGCGUCUGUAUUGCAGAGCUCCGGUAUAUUCUGCACGUUCUUCCUCGCGCACGCCAUCCGGUUGCGUCGGCGUGCCUCCAUCAGAAACUCCUCAUCCCUCCGCGAAGCUGCGCUCUCUGCUGCUCCGGAUGACUCGUUACUGUCGCCCAGCGCGCCUGCGCAUACCUUGCCAAAGUAUUAGACUUCAUACUAUUAACAAGUUAAGCCUAGGGCGAGUUCUUGUAGGAUCAUCGUAGAGCUGAACGACGAAACCACGAGAUGUUUGCUGGCACCUUGAUAAAGGACGAUACGUCUAUAAGCCUAUCUUUGAUACUAAACGUUGAAUAAAUUAGGCACAAUUGGCUCACUCAUUGAUAUGAAUAUCGUCACGACCCUACUACAACGUGAAUGACAAAGUAUUUAAAUCGAAGAGUAGAAUAAAACAUAAAUAUGUCUAAGUAUACUUUGUGGUGGUUAAAAGCAAUCGGAACUAAAAAUAAGUUUUUAUUUAUCGCUGAGCAGUUCCGUAUAACCAUAACAAGAUGUCUUGCUUCAAUAUACUUCUUGUAAAAUAUUAUCUACUUCUGCGGGAAAGACGUUCUCCCUUCUUGCCAAAGCCUUAAGAACCAUUAGAAUUAAUAUAACAUGGCUUAUCGCAGUCGCCUACGAGUAAUUUAAUAUUUUACCAUGAAUAAAGUCAUCGUUGGCGUUUCACAGUCUUCAGAUUAGCUGAACUGGUAGAUAAAGUGCUAAGUUUUGCAGGAAGUUUUAUCUGGCAGUUAAUUUAUUUGUUAAUUAGCUAUCCAAUGCUUUACUUGGACAUUGUGAACCAGGCCCUUAUAGUUAUAAAUAACCUCUUACAAAUAUGACAGAUUCAAAUAUAUACACGUAUAUUAAGAAUCAAUUAAGUGUACAUACAUACUAAGUCACGCCUCCACAACUAUUUGCUCACCUGUCUACCAAUGCAAUCAAGAUUACGAUCAGCCAGAAAAGGUACCUAUGCAAUUAUAUCUCUAUUAUGUGUUAUUAUAUAAUUACUUUUUUUAAGACCCUGGAUUUAUCUUAAGCGUAAACUAAUAACACACGAGAUAACAAUCAUUUCUCAAGAGCAUGUUCGUGAAUUGUACACUAAUUUACAGACUUUUUUGCUGAAGAGACGUCAAAUAUAUUUCUUUAUAAGUGUUUGUAAUUUGACUUGUAUGUAGGUUCUUAUAAACAUUAUACGGCGUGUAUUUUUGAUAUGACCAUUAUAAUUAAAGGGUAGUUAGUUUAGGCUGUAUGCUGUAUGCACACACUUUCAUAGGUUUUAUAAAAAAUGGUCUUCUUUUAAUUUUCCAUAUAAAAUCAUUCAGCAAGCAAUGUGUAACCAUUGUGUUUUAAAUCAAAAUGUAGCAUUUAAUGACGGGACGUCACAACUGUUACAAGUGACCAUGAUGUCCGAAUUUACGAAAUACAUUGCCGCUUGAAAACAUUACAAAAGUGAAUUAUGCACUGGUAGAGACUAAAUUAAAAAAAUCUUUCAGAAUUGUUGUAUAGCGCUAAAACCUACGUCUAGUUUAAAUUUGUGGUUGUAUCAAAAAUACGCAUUAUACCUAUGUAGGAGUUAUGAAGAUGCUAUAAUGCCGUAUAACUUUGAUACGUGUUUAAUAGACUCCUCUUUACUAUGAUCUAUAAAAGUAAAAAUUAAUAAGUAACUCUUUAUUUUGUCACUUUUUAUACAAGUUUGUACCAUGGUUGUAUUAUUGUACUACUUAUACGAAAUUUUUCUGUUUUACUGAAAAUGGUAGAUUUGUGUUUCCAUGCAAUUUUGCAGCUCGCUGUAGCACCUACAUGUAUAUACUAUGUAUAAACUUACGUUAUUCAUCAGCAGUAUCGGAGACAACAGAGUGCCUUCUAUUGGGCAUUCAUCAGCAUGUCGAGCACUGGACCUUUAUAGUUGAAAACAUAUUAUUUGCACCGAUAAAUGCUAUUUCUAAUGGCUCUUGUAAAAUAGGGUAAUAAAAUUUGCUUACUUGAGCUAAAUAAUGUUUACCGACUUACUUUUUUUCGUUUUAAUUUCUUAGUUUUCCUGGUUUACCAACUUUUCAAAUCAUAUUCUGGUAAAUUAAAUAAUAUAUUUAAACUCAAAAAGAUCCUGAAUGAAUAGUUAAAAAAAUAUUUGCAUAAUAAAUAACGUAUCUAUAUUAAUCUAGACACACAAAGUAUCAUAAUUAACUAUUCGUACUAUAUACUUUGCCGCUCUUUUAUCCCUUUGUAUUCGUAAAGAUACAGUUUUAUGACUAAUCAGUGCAAAUUAUAUUUCGUCAACUAUACCUUACCUAUUUUGUUUGUAACGGGUCACCAACAAUAAUUUUAUUCUAAUUAUACCUUUAGUAUUAUUUAUUAGUUUUCUACAUGAAAAAUGCAUUUUUCCGUAUACUCACUGAAUUAUUAAUAACACAUAUUGAAUGUUGUAUUUUUUGCUAAGCUAUAUUAGUAUUUCGGGCCUUGACUGAUGUCACAAAAUCGAAUACCAUUACUACGUCAUUAGAAGUCAAUACUCGUGUAUACGUUUGUGUGACAAAGACUAAUUAGCAGGAAAAGACAAAUGUGUAUUCCAUAUUGUAUCUAUUUAUAUACAUUACAUGUAUGUAUAGUAUUGUAUGAAAUAAGUAACUUUUUUGGGCGGAUUUUUAUUAUGUUGACAUUAUUUUCAAUUUUGUCAGAUAAACUGGUGUAUUAUAGGUGAUUCCCCCUCCUGUAUAAUAGAGACCUACGUGUACUAUGUCCUAAAAAUCUUUCUCUGAGUAACGAUAACGUAAUGGAAUUUUCGUAGCUAACUCAAUGGAAAUUCACAUAGGUACAUUUUUGUCCCAAAUUGAGAUUUCGUGUUUAUUUCAACCAGCAAGGCUCGAAACCGGUUUCCUUCGAAUUUUUAUAAGAACGCGAACGUUUUAAGAACUUUAUUGUAACCUGAAAAAACCAAUUUAAUCGACGAGCGACGAAACGACCGGCCGGCCUGUUGAUAUGCCACGUAAACAUAGACGCCGACAUAAGAAGAAGCCGGGUUUUUAUUGCUCUAAACCGGUUAAUUUGACAAGAACAGUUCUCAUAAAAACCGGUUUAAAAGAAACGGUUUUUCGAGCGCAAAAUGAAAAGGUUUUGCGCCAAGUAUGGUAUCAUAUACCAAGUAUGGUUUAGAAAUUUAACCGGUUUCCGAGCCUUGCCAACGAGAAUGAAGAGCUCAUCAAACCUAUCAAAAUCUAAAAAAAAACUUGACAAAAAAAAAAAAAACAAUUCAGCCCAUUUCCGUCCAUUCCGUCCAAAUUAUAAAAGUAUUCAAUUGGUACUUAAGGGGGGUCACGUAAGAAUUUUCAAGUUCAAGUCGUGACUGAAAAUAACCCACUUGUUGAAGAUGCGUCACGCCGCGUCUGGCAUUUCGUAAACAUCAACAUGCACAUCGUGCACGUCUGACGUCCGUCAUUUUUCUUUGAAAACCAAUGUCCUGGAUAUUUUCCUUAUUUAAAUGGUAUUAUUCUACGUUUAAGGUAAUUACGCAGUUGAAAUUAUUUGUUUAAUUCUCGGUUGCGAUUGGUCGUGGUUUGAAAAAAUUGUAGUGUACUUACUUAACUGUAAAAGAAUUACGAAUACAUAUAUGAACAAAAAAAAAAUUAAACAUUUGAGGAGAAUCUUACACAUAUCAACCCAGCCCCAAACUAAGCAAAGCUUGUGUACUAUAUGGGUACUAGGCGACUAUAAUACAUACUUAUAUAGAUAAGUACAUACUUAGAUACAUAGAAAACACCCAAAUAAAUCCCCUCACCAGGAUUUGAACCCGGGACCAUCGGCUUCAUGGGCAGGGUCACUACACUUACUACCCACAGGUCGGAAAAAUGUGUGCUUUAUAAAUGUGUAUUUUCGAUUUUUCAAGGAAAUUAAAUCGUAUAAAAGCUACCUAUUCAAUUAAGAAUAAUUUUAAUUUAUUAAACUACAAUGAAUUUAAGUUGCCGAUAAUAUUUUAAAUUUACUUUAAGUUGAUUUUCACUUUCAAAGUGUAACGUAAUGCUCGAGUUUUGAUACACAAAACGGUACAAGAGCAUAUUCAUGUCCAUAAGACAAAGUUUCCGAGUCAUUAUACAACAAAUAUUUUACGAAAAUUUGAAUCAUAUUGCUUCAUCGUAUCGUAUAAUCGCCUACAUUUCAAUUUAGGAACGACAAACGAGACUCCGCAAAGAAUCUGCAAUUCAAUUGCAAAGUGAGAUGUGGGAUUCCGAGUCGAGAAAUAAUUCCUGGCAGGAAGCUUGAUUGCUGCUGAGUCAUGACUGUCAUGCGAGUUCAUUUGAUCGCGGUACAUCGUUUAGUUUUUAACUUUUUAUACUCGUUUUCCUGACAAGGUUAUACUUACUCGUUUAAGAUAUACGCUUGCUUUUUAUGUCCCAGUCAUCCAAGACAACUACUAAAAUGACAGUUCUAUUAACCCGUGGAGCGCGUUAGUAUCACACGUGUGAUACUAACUCAUUUUCGGUCGUAGCGAUUCAUCUGACGUGUGUUACCACAGAUCAAUAUGGGUCCAAUUGCUUUGCAUCAAUUAGUUGUAUGUUGGUCGUUCAAUUUUAUCAAACAUCUUUUAUUGCAGCACAAAAUUGGAAUAAGGCUUAGAACGCACUGCCAUUAAUUUUUUGCGGUUUCAGUCUUAUUUCUUGGGCUUUCAGUCUUGCAAGUGCGUGCGUUUAUGAAGCAUGCCGUACGUUACACUUUUUGCGGUUCAAACCGCAAAAAAUUAAUCGCAGUGCGUUAUAAGCCUAAGAAGUGGGGGUUUGGUGAUAAAAUGGUCAUCGGGCAAUCGAAUUGUCGUUUUAGCAUUUAGGACAUACCUAAAACCAACUAUUUGAUCCAGUAGUUAAGACAAAAUAUGGAGGUGACAUUUUUAAGGGAUUUAAAUAUUCAAUUACAAUUUGCAGAUUUUAAUUUACUUAGUUGAAGCGACUAUAGUUCGUGCCAUUCACGAUGACGCGCAGAUUUGUUUAAUCUACCCUUUAAUACAAUGACAAUACGAAUCAAGGCACGCGGCGUCGAACGACACCAUCUAUACAAUGCUUUAUUAUAUUAAGUCCAUUUGGUUUAUUACAAACUUCGAUAACAAAAGGAAGUGAGACAUUAGUGUAAUAAAAACACAAUUAUUAUGUGAUAAAGUUUUCCUGGUCCAAUUUUAAGUUACUUAUAAAGAGUAAAUUCUACAUUAGCUGAUAUUUCUAUGAAAUACCGAGUACAGUCACGGUCUUUAAUUGCUGAGCUAAUUUACUGUAAGUAUUAAACAACCAAAUUAGCUAACGUGACCGUACCUAGAUAUUAUACGUUUAACUUGAAUCUUACAACGUAUAUAAUAUAUAAAUUAAUCUAUAUAUAAGUUUAUCUAUAUAUAGUUUUUUCAUAUAUAGUCUCGGUUACAAAUUCAUUUACUUAAAAGACACUGCACCUAUCUUUCUGGUUUAACCCAUUGGUUGACUGGUAGAGAAUGCCUUAAGGCAUUAAGUCCGCCAUUUGUACCUUCAUGUAUUGUGCAAUAAAGAUUAAAUAAAUAAAUAAAUAUAUCUUGGCUGACAAACGAAACAAUUGAAUGCAAAUUCGUCAUCCUUAUCAAUGCAAACAUAAUUUUGUAGCAUUUACUCGGUUUUGGUUCGGUGUAGUCAUUUCAAAGUCAACUCUCCGUGGUAAUUACAAACUAUGACUAAGUCACACAAUGUCAAGCAAUCUACUGAAAAGAAAAAUUAACAUAUAUUGCGUGCCUAUGUAUACCUGGUCUCAAGUCAAUCAUUUGAAAAUAUUAUCUUUUCAGGACAGCUUAUUUGCAAACCGGUGGUAGUUUUGACUUACAUAAAUGCAGUAUGGGAACGAUUUUAUCGAGUCAGAUUUCAAUGCGGAAAAGAAGAUAAAGAAAGAUAAAGGUAGUUUGUUUUUCAAGUAGGCAUAUUACAAUGCGCUUAUGAACGUCAAAUAAAGCUACACCGGCUCUAACCCUACACCUCUGACCCGAGAAGAUUUAAAUCCCUCCUAAAUUGAUGGAGGGUAUCCCAAUAUGGGACCGGCAAAAAACUCGGCAAAGGAGGAUGUUGUAGGUAUAAUUAUUUAUUAAUAAACAAAUAUUGUAGAGAAUAAAGAAGUGACAAAGUGUUUAAGAUUAUUAGAUUAAAAUGUGAAUUGACAAAUACAUAUGUAUUUACCACCUAAUGUAACAUGAAAUUUUUCAUAUGGAAUGGAACGUUUGGUAUAGUUUGUCAUCCACGAUGACGCGCAGAUAAUAUAACCUUUAAUAACAUGACAUUACGAAUCAUGGCAGGCGUCUUCGUGAAUGACACGAUAUAUAAAUUGUCAACUGUCGAUGUCGCGCAAGCGAGUACCUUACCCGUGAACUAUAUUGAUCAGGGGGCUUACCCCGAAAACCGAAAUCCGAAAUUCACAAAUUGCGGGAAUCUUUCUCUUUUACUCUCACUAAGACGUGAUUAGAGUGACAGAGAAAAAUGCGGUUAAGCCCAGAAAUCGUAUUAAUUCACAAGGUCGAAUUGGACACAAAUGAAAUCAGAAAUCACUUGUGGAUUUCUUAGUAGUAGUAAGUAAUUAUAGUGAUGGGUUGUGUGAUUGUUAUUAUUUACUGUUAAUUUUAUAUUUUCAAUUUACCUACAAUUAAGACAAAGUGUAUUUGUACCGUUUAGGUAUUAUUUUGUACUCUGAAUUAAAAUAGUUAUAUGAUAUGA